CCGCCCAACUCACCCUCCCUCGCAUCUCGUGCACGCCAAAAACUCUUCCUCCCUUCCGUCGUCUACCUUAUAUCGAUCUCUUCUCCUCUCCCCUCCCCUCUCAAUUGCGAACGACGCGAUCGCGGCGGCGGAGCACCGGACCCCGCCAUCUCCGGCGAUGGACCUCCCCGUCGUGGAUCUCGCCCCCUACCUCGACGCUGCGGCUUGUGGCGGCGGCGGCGGAGGCGGAGGUGGCCCCGAUCGGCGGGCGGAGGAGGAGGUGGUGGCGCUCUGCGCGGCGGUGAGCGGUAGCCUGAGGGACACGGGCGCGCUCCUCGUGAAGGAUCCGAGGUGCUCCGCCGAGGACAACGAUCGGUUCCUUGAUAUGAUGGAAAGGUACUUCGAGCGAUCCGAGGAGUUCAAGCGCCUCCAGGAACGGCCCAACCUCCAUUACCAGGUUGGUGUAACACCUGAAGGGGUGGAGGUACCACGCAGCCUCGUAGAUGAGGAUAUGCAGGAGAAGAUAAGGACGAUGCCAAAAGAAUUUCAACCAUAUACUCCGACAGGACCAGAUCCUAAAUGGCGAUACAUGUGGAGAGUGGGUCCCCGCCCAACAAACACCCGUUUCAAGGAGCUGAACUCUGAACCUGUCAUACCUGAAGGGUUCCCUGAAUGGAGAAAAACCAUGGACUCAUGGGGUUCCAAAAUGAUUUCUGCAAUUGAGGUUGUUGCCGAGAUGGCUGCAAUUGGAUUUGGCUUGCCAAAGUAUGCAUUUACUUCUUUAAUGAAGCAGGGACCACACCUUCUUGCUCCCACCGGAAGUGACCUGCAACGCCAUGGAUCCGAGGGCACAGUAUUUGCAGGAUUUCAUUACGAUCUUAACUUCUUAACAAUACAUGGUAGGAGUAGAUUCCCAGGCUUAAACAUCUGGUUAAGGAAUGGCCAAAAAAUGGAAGUCAAGGUCCCUGUCGGUUGCCUUCUCAUUCAAACAGGGAAACAGCUAGAGUGGCUUACUGGAGGGGAGUGUUUAGCUGGGAUGCACGAGGUUGUUGUAACUAAGAGGACACUGGAAGCUAUUGAUCUUGCACGGGAGCAAAACCGCAGCUUGUGGAGGGUUUCUUCAACCCUAUUCGCUCAUAUUGCUUCUGAUGCAAUGCUAAAGCCGCUAGGCCGUUUUGCUGAAUCAAGCCAUGUGAAUAUGUAUCCCCCAGUCUGUGCUGGAGAUUACGUCGAGCAAGAGCUCUCAGUGAUUAAUCUCAAAGGAAAGACAAGUGGGUAUUCACAGGCUUUGGUUGGUGCAAAUAAAACCAUGUCAUUCAUGCUUUAAGCUGUGUAAUUUAUUUGUUAAACGGUGAUUAGCAUCCAAGGUAGUAGUUCACAAGGUCAUCCUUGUUCCCUCUGUUAAUUGGUGUAAGUACUGUGUCUUAUUCUCUAAUCAUUCUUUCUAACCUUGCAUUUACUAGCAAAUAACGCCCACUUCGUAGCGCGUGGAUUAUGUUAUGGAAGUGGUAUCAAAUAGUAUUCAAAAUCUUAGCAAAUGUUAUGAAUUUAUUUGGGAA
Ananas comosus (pineapple) is the source of this 1538-nucleotide messenger RNA. RefSeq lists its product as uncharacterized. Bases 158 to 1306 code for a protein of 382 amino acids. The transcript is spliced from 7 exons. NCBI's taxonomy places the organism in Eukaryota, Viridiplantae, Streptophyta, Magnoliopsida, Poales, Bromeliaceae. The record is from RefSeq and is a predicted model, not a curated record.